Aspergillus novofumigatus IBT 16806 is the source of this 1512-nucleotide messenger RNA. RefSeq names its product phosphatidylinositol-specific phospholipase C/glycerophosphodiester phosphodiesterase family protein. The record is from RefSeq and is a predicted model, not a curated record. The coding region runs from base 36 to 1310 and encodes 424 amino acids. The transcript has 2 exons. Gene Ontology annotation, molecular function: phosphoric diester hydrolase activity. Gene Ontology annotation, biological process: lipid metabolic process. NCBI's taxonomy places the organism in Eukaryota, Fungi, Ascomycota, Eurotiomycetes, Eurotiales, Aspergillaceae.
UUUACUAGUUGAUACCUAGGCACAUAUUUCUCAGUAUGAAACUAUCUCUAUCAACUGCCGACGACUGUGAGGUCGGAAGUUCCUCAGCCCAGGAUACCUUGGCUUCAUCGGAGACGGUUCCCGGUGACCUUGCAGAUCGAAAAUUAUUGCCCUUUGACGUCUUAGACGAUCAGCAUAGCAGCUACAAGUACAGACAAAGACGCCCGUGGCUAUCACAUUUAAAUCGCUGGAAAUGUUCCCAUGUCGCGUGUAACGCACAUCCACUCUCUCGACGCGCAAUCAUCUGCAGAGGGCUCAAGAGACCUUUCUGGGCAUUGGUUUGGAUAUUGGGAUUUCUCAAGGUCCUUUCUCUAAUGUGGACCGGUCUAGUCCACCUCUUUCCCGACAAUCUUGACGCCCGUCUAGACGCCUGGGUCUGCCCCGGUGGACGACCGUCCAUAUUCUCUCACUGGACCACUCACGGGAUCACUCCCGUGCAAUGCCACUCACACAACGACUACUGGCGGCCCGUCCCGCUAUUCUCAGCAGUCAAAGCGGGCUGCAUCGGCGUCGAGGCAGACGUCUGGCUGUCGGGGGAGGAUCUCCUCGUCGGCCACAACCGCUUCACGUUACACCAUGCCGCCACCCUGCGCAGCUUAUACCUUGAUCCGCUGAUGGAUUUUCUUGAUCGGCAUAACACCCGCUCCAGUCGGCUGCAGCCCGACAGGAACGAGGAUCUAGCGGGUGUGUUUGCUCACGAUCCAUCCCAGACACUCGUUCUUCUCAUCGAUUUCAAAACGGACGGAAAUGAUACCUGGCCUUAUCUGGUUGAACAGCUCGGCCCGCUGCGUGAGGCAGGCUACCUUACGCAUUUCGACGGGGCUGAGAUGGUCCAGCGUCCUGUGACGGUCAUCGUCUCGGGAGAUGCCCCCUUCCAUCUUAUUGCGGCGAAUAGCACUUACCGCGACAUAUUCCUCGACGCGCCGUUGGAUAAACUAGGUCAAAGCACUUCGGAAAACCGACAAGAAACUGGUUCCGAUUAUAACUAUACAAACAGCUACUACGCCUCCGUCGACUUUCGCAAGACAAUUGGACCACUAUCCCGAAACCGCUUCUCGCAGGACCAGCUUGCUCGCGUCCGCGAACAAGUCACAGCGGCUCAUGAGCGCGGUCUUAAGGUCAGGUACUGGGGAACCCCGACGUGGCCGCGGGGCCUGCGGAAUCAUGUCUGGCAUGUUUUGGUUCGGGAGGGGGUGGAUUAUAUCAAUGUGGAUGAUCUGGCAGAGGGGACGAUGCAGGAUUGGAGGAAGCAUCGGAGUUGGUGGUUGUGAUAUCCAUUUGUUUGAGUAACUGGGUUUAUUGGAUGGAGUUUGCCGUCGUCUGUUCUUCCUCGGAUUGAGGGAGGUCAGGUAUAAAGGCCUGCAGGAUGAUGGCUUCUGAUGUUGUACGGAAUAUCUACGGGAUAUGUCUUCGAUUAGAGACACCUGGUCAAAGGCCGUAUCAAUAACGGCAAAGAUGACGAAACAUUUUCUC